Nilaparvata lugens (brown planthopper) is the source of this 4242-nucleotide messenger RNA. Its product is annotated as nose resistant to fluoxetine protein 6. The record is from RefSeq and is a predicted model, not a curated record. Lineage: Eukaryota; Metazoa; Arthropoda; Insecta; Hemiptera; Delphacidae. Gene Ontology annotation, molecular function: acyltransferase activity, transferring groups other than amino-acyl groups. The coding region runs from base 712 to 2808 and encodes 698 amino acids. The transcript is spliced from 12 exons.
ACAAACAUUUCAUUUAAGUGAAAUGUGCCAUUCAGAACCUGUGCUGCUUUUGUUUUGAUUGUAGACAUUAUUUUGAGAAAGUUCAUCUCAAGUACCUAUAGAAUAAAUUAGUAAGCUUCACGUGUCGUAUUUAUAAUUGCAAAAACGAUUAGUGGCAAUUAUUUUAUGAAGAAAAUUGGUUUCACAUAUUACUCCUAUCACUGCUCUUAAAAAAUGUUGUCAAUAUUAAUUAUAUUCAAAAACAUUUGGUCUUUAAGUAUAGUAAUUGGCAUAAUUUUCCGUGAGAUUCUAUAGUUUCAAGUAUCACCAAUAUUGUAGGGAAAUAGAGUACGGUAGAAAUCUUAAACCAUUGGAGAUAUUUUAUUCGAAUCAGUGGAUGUUUAGCCAAAAUAUCAGUUAUAAUAUUGCAGAGUAAUAAUGGGUUGUAUGUUGGACUUUCAAUUAUUGAAUAUUGAUUUCAAUAUUCAUGACAGUAAUUUUGAAGUUGAAGAACGUUGGUGGUUGAAAAGUUGAAAAAUUAUGGAGUUAUCAUCAAAAAUGGAUCAGUCAGUAUUUGCAAUUUUAUCGAAUGGUAUUUGACCAGUAAUGAGAGGGAAUAAACACUUCGAAAGGUUCAAAGGAUACGGUAUGGAUUUGGAAAUGAGUAGGAAUGAGUUUACAAGAUGUUGAUUACUGAUGAAUAUAUGUGACCCGGGAGGAUAAAUUUGGAAAAUGCGGAUCUCCAGCUGCACACUGGUGUUCCUAGUAACUGUUUUGUCUUGUUCAAUGGCGGGAGAGUGGGACGUCUAUGAGAAGUUCUAUACUAGAAUGAUGAGCACAGAGGGGGACACAUACAGUUUCAUAGUCAACGCUAUUUUCAAUGGGGCAAAACAUAUGGCCACCGAUUAUCUGUUGCCCAAUCAUCAAGAGUUCAAUAAAUGUUUCAUGGAUCUGGGGAAGUUUCGAGAGGCGUACCAGAAGAAGGAGUUGUGGGCUUUGAAAAUGCUUGAUGCCUCAGCCAAAUUUCCGUCGGGCUUCCUGAAGGGCAACCUAGUCGAUCUGGGCAAUUUCAAAGAGUGCAUAAAUAUUGACAACAAAAAUUUGGAUAUCGUAGGCAAAAACUGUUUCGUUUUCUUUGAAACGUUGGCCAAGAACAAGCCGUGGGUCUCGAACAUGGUGACGGUUGAGAGCUCAGUGUGUGUCCCGGCCAGCUGUGAGGCGAUGCACUUGCAAACCAUUCUGUAUCGGUCGCUCAAUUCCAGAGGACUCUUGCCGUAUGUGGGCUAUUGCCAGACCAAGGACAGUCUCAAGCCGCAGUAUGCUACUUUGGACAUCAUCAUACUAACAUCGUUUAGUAUCUUGGGUGCUAUCUUAUUUAUUGGCACUAGUUACGAUAUUCUACUCCAUAUUUUACCCCAAGACACCAGCGAGCAUGUUCCAUUGAUUGAAAAUGGAAAAGACAUUGAAGAAAGAUCAAAACUUCACAGAUCGAUUCUGUCAUUUUCACUGUUGGCCAAUACUGCAGAUCUUUUUAAAACUGAUACAGCAGCCAAAUCUAUAAAAUGUCUCUAUGGUCUCAGAUUUCUAAGCGCCUGUUUUAUCAUUUCAAUUCAUCGGAUGAUUUUAGACCCUCAACCGUUAUCUAAUUCGUUUUCAAUUGAAUUGGAAAUAAGAAAAUGGUACAGGGCAUUACAAAUGAAUGCAUAUUUAUUCGUGGAUUUAUUUUUUGUUAUGAGUGGCCUGCUCAUAUCCUACAAAUAUUCUAGUAGUAUGAGAGGGAAACUUAAGCUUUUCUACUACUUUAUCCACCGAUAUAUCAGACUAACACCACCGUUACUCGUUUGUGUUAUGUUGGAGUUGAUAUCACCGAUAUUUUGUGAUGGACCGUAUUGUGAGCCAUUCAUUCAAAGGGCAAAACAGCGCUGCUUGGACAAUGCUAUUUAUACAUUGACCUACAUAAACAAUUUUAUCAAUCCAUCACAUAAGUGCCUCCUGCAUAGUUGGUACUUAUCUGCUGACAUGCAAAUGUACUUUCUGGCUCCAAUAUUAAUUUUAUUCUUGAAAAAGUGGAGGAGAUCGAUUCCAUUUAUUUUGCUGUCUUGUUUGGCUGCCAGUAUGUUGUCUAUCUUCAUAAUAAGCUAUAUUAAUGAACUGGAUGCUGGUUAUAUAGGAAAAAAUGAUUUCUAUGAAUUGGAUAGUAAGCUUGUGUACGAGCCGUUCUAUACGAGGGCUGGACCAUGGAUAAUUGGCUUUUCUCUUGGAAUUAUUCUUCAAAGUUUCAAUAAGGAGCCAUAUCGAUUGAAGAAGAAAACAGUAACAUUGGGUUGGAUUGUGGCCAUAAUUUGUCUGCUAGUCGCUGUGUUUGGAGUCUAUCCGUUUGUGCAACGUGGAUAUGUGCAUGAUCAUAUCUCUGACAGUCUUUACAAGGCAUUUCAUCGCAAUCUAUUUGGUCUUGGCUGUGCUUGGAUAAUCUAUGUUUGCUACACUGGUCAAAGUGAAUUGCUGAACCAGAUUCUGUCAUCAUCAUCACUGCAACCUCUGGGAAAAGUUUCUUACUGCCUCUACGUCAUUCAUCCGUUCGUUCAAAUGCUGCAAUACAGGAGCGUAUCAAGCAGCAGAAAAUACUCAGAUCUCCUACAGGGAUCUCUGGUAAUCGGGGACAUUUGUUACUCGGUCGUGUUUGCCAUUAUUCUGCAUUUGACAGUUGAAGCGCCCACUUUGAAAUUGGAAAAUAUAUUUCUAGCUAACCUGAGAGACAAUUCGAAAACAAAAGAGGAGGAAAGACUGGAAAUGUUCAAGAGUAAUAGUGACGAAAAAGGACAGGUAUGAGAAAGUUAUCAGUGAGAUAUAGUUAGUGAUAUUGUCAAUGAGAUAAGCAGUGGAUUGAGUGGUCAAAUAAAUAGAUAUAAGUAGUCCAAUGAAUAGAUUAGAAGCCUAGUGAGGUCCAAUUUAUAAUCGCUAAUGCGGCAGUAUUUGACCAUGAUGGUGUUGCUAUCGAUCAUUUGACAAAUCAGAAAGCGCUGUCCUUCUCUAUCUCCGCAACGCUGCCUGAUAGUUUCUUUAAAAAAUGUAUAAAUAUAAUUAAUCAAAAUUGCUUUUAUUUCAUUUCCAAAUUCCACGAUCACUUCACUGGCGCCAGACAAUCGACUCCAACACUAAUGUUUCAUUAGUUUAAUUAGAUUUAUUAGGAAAACUGAUUUUUUGCAACUAUUUGACAAAUCCUCAUACCCCUUCCAUAGGAGGUCACUGGAUGAAAUUUAUUACAUGAAAAAAAAUUGGGAAUGAAUACGAAUCAAUUGAUAUAUGAAAAUGUAUUAUUAAAUCGUUGAAAAAUACAUUUCUUGACGAAUAAAAUAUAAUUGAUUAUCUUUCACAAGAUUGAACAGUUAAUAUUACAUCAAAUAUACUGGUAUCAGCUAUAGGAAGCUGUGGCAAGGCAGAGAAUCAACCACUCUGUUCUCAUAUCUUUCUCCACUACCAUUAUAAGGUGGACCAGUCUGCCUAGUGGAUGAUCAUAAGAAUUGAUCAAGUGACUUGCAUGGAAAUAAAUUCUAUUAAUUUUGUUGAAUGAGGAAUUUCAAUGAAAUUUUUAAUUUAUCUCAUUGAAAAUGUUGAUUUUUGAAGUAGAUAUUGUGGUUGUGCAUGAAAAAGUUCAUUUAUUCGAAAAUAUCACUUUGAUGUAUAAUAGGCCUUGGUGUUCUAGUGCAUGUGAUAUUAAUUUGUUGGAACAAAAUUCAUAUAGCAUGUAUUGUUUGUUGUUCAUCCACUACUCACACUCACAAUGAUCCACCUUUAUAUAAGUCGAUCAUGGAAAAUAAUCAAUCACAAUUCCGUCAUAAAUUGUCUUUUCAGUGAUAAUAAAUUCACUAUCAUUACUUGUCUACAGAAUCAUGCUGUUUGUCUGACCCUUUUGUUUUAUCUUAUUAUUAUCUACACCAAAUACAUAUCAAAAUAUCGUUCUUCAUCACUCUCCAUUCUUUUCUUCUCCUUAUUCUUCCGAAUUUAUUUUUGGUCUCCAUUACAUAAAUCAUUCCAAGUCUAGUCAUUAUGAUUAACCCCAUUAACUUAAUAUCAUUGAUUAAUCACAGUUUUUUUAUUUAGACAUUUUUAAUUGAUUUUUGUUAUAUUCUUGUUAUGUAGAUUUUAGAGUCUUAUUUAUUGUAACAUGUAUUUACAUUACAUCAUGUAGAUCAUAGAAAAAUCUUUCAUUGACAUGUAUUUUCUAUCGAUUAUAAAUGUAGGAGAUAAAUUAUUUAUUUCAAA